UGUGAAUAGAAAUAAGGUUACUUCACGACAAUUUUAUUAUUCCCAUUGCGAUCAGUUUUUAAACGGAAAAUGGAACACCAAGAACAUAUCCCACUUACAAAUGUGCAUGAAAGAAAGAAUAUUCUGCUUGUUCUUACCAACACGAUGGCCGAGAACUCUAAACUGGCCCCCGACGUAGAUCUUCAUCGUAUAGCUCGCAUGACGGAAGGUUUUUCAGCAGCGUACCUAGAGGCUCUGGUGAGAGCUGCGGUCUCCCAUGCCCUCUGGAGGCACAUCAAGUUUGAUGGUCAAAAAAUGACCGCCGAUCCGGAGGCCGGUGAAAACAUCAAGGUGACGCAGGCAGACUUCUACGAUGCACUCGAGAAAGAUGUGAAACCGAAUGAAGUUCAUUGCCGCCGGCGGUAACGCCCAUGGCU
Hyalella azteca is the source of this 416-nucleotide messenger RNA. Its product is annotated as vesicle-fusing ATPase 2-like. The coding region runs from base 70 to 405 and encodes 111 amino acids. The record is from RefSeq and is a predicted model, not a curated record. Gene Ontology annotation, molecular function: ATP hydrolysis activity. Gene Ontology annotation, biological process: SNARE complex disassembly; Golgi to plasma membrane protein transport; intra-Golgi vesicle-mediated transport. Gene Ontology annotation, cellular component: Golgi stack. The transcript is spliced from 2 exons. Lineage: Eukaryota; Metazoa; Arthropoda; Malacostraca; Amphipoda; Hyalellidae.